Molecule: messenger RNA, 1203 nt
Organism: Darwinula stevensoni
Lineage: Eukaryota; Metazoa; Arthropoda; Ostracoda; Podocopida; Darwinulidae
Source: the annotation of a GenBank genome assembly
AUGAGCGACGUCGCCCGUAUUCUCGCUCGCCACUCGAAGGACCUGCAUUUCAUCGACAUAAAUUCCGUCUUGGUAGACCUGAUGAGUGAAAAUGUAUUUGAGCACCAUGAGUACCAUGGAAUUACGGAUAAGGAUUUGCCAACAAAGCACCUGUUUCUUCAGAAGAACUUGCCUCUGAAGGGGGAUAACGCUUUCCCGAUCUUCAUUAAGGUUCUUCGUCAAGGAGAGUAUAAGAAGCUUGCAGACACACUGGAAAAAGAAUGGAAGAAUGCUCCAAAGAAUGGGGAUGAAGAACCGGAGCAGGACCAGAUUUUCAGAGACACUGGCUCAAGGUAUCCAAGCCAGAGUAGAACGUAUUCCAAGGACGAUGAGGAAAUACCAGAUGCUGCUGCAGUAAACGGAUCCCAACGAAUAAGGAUGGUACACAGUGAGAGUGAUGCGGCACAUGGAUUGAUACAAUAUGACAGUGUAGCAAGUGGAAAGCCAUCUCCGAGAAGUGCAUUUGCCAAUUUCGAGGAAUCCUGCAUGACGUUGCGUCUCCAAUCACAUGCCAAAUGGAAGUUGAAUCUGACAUCCGCAAACGCCUCCAGCGCUGACAUCCAGUUUCUGUGCGCCCUAUGCAUUAGAAGUGCCAUGGCAACUAAAGAGUUUGAGGACAUUGAAACAAAGAGAGAUGCCUUCAUUGCCUGCAGGACCUCACAUGGGAAGAGGUUUGGAAAAGUAAACAUUGGAGGUGGCGCCAGAAAGCCUUUCGAAAAGGCAUGCAGGGAGUAUGUUGAGGAGUAUUACUCCAUGGCAGGAGAUGUUCACUAUUCUCUCCCCUCUGGUUUGCUCCUAAAGGACAAGGAAUUUGAUUAUCUUCUUUCUCUAGCAGAAACAAAGGAUCUUGAACUCCCACCAGAUUAUCGGGCUAAAGCUGUUGUCUUCAAUCGGGCUAAAGACAUAUGUGCCACUGCUCCUUCCUUGGUAGUAGCAGACUACAAGAAGACACUCAUAGAUGAACAUGAGGGCUCCUCCCCACUUCUCCUAAUUGCAGGAGGGUCUGGCACAGGGAAAACAAUUGUUGUGAAAGAGAGAGCAAAACGCCUUGCGAAGGAAAAUCCAUGUACUGAAGUGAUUGUAAUGAACCUCCCAGGGGGAUAUCUAACCAAAGACUUCAGGAAUGAAUUUCAAGGCGCUAAAAGGAUGGAGGGAGGCAAUUGA